Etheostoma spectabile (orangethroat darter) is the source of this 5298-nucleotide messenger RNA. RefSeq names its product inactive phospholipase D5. NCBI's taxonomy places the organism in Eukaryota, Metazoa, Chordata, Actinopteri, Perciformes, Percidae. Gene Ontology annotation, molecular function: catalytic activity. The transcript is spliced from 10 exons. The record is from RefSeq and is a predicted model, not a curated record. The coding region runs from base 651 to 2522 and encodes 623 amino acids.
CCCACGCUGUGCACUAGGGAAGCCUGAAUCUGUGGAAGUCCUGAUCAGAGUCCCCUGUCUGCUGAGAGCCGAGCCUAACAGCUCUGUGCUCAGUUAAACCCAGCCCAGCCUUGCUCAGCAAAUAUCUCUGCAUGACAACAAGAAGGUGAAGCCCUGCUUACUGGAGGCACACUGGAAGAGGAUUUUCCUCCAGCCUGUGGACAUUUGCCAAUAGUGGUGAAGAAAGGGAUGCUGCUUCUUUAUGAACACAGGGGUAUUAUGAAAAUGGAAGCUAUGUGGUGAUGCCUUUAAGGAAAGUAAAGCUUCAAACUUAGAUCUUGUGUGUUUUGGUCAAUUUUUGGUAAAAAAAAAAAGCUUUGUGAUAUUUCUUUCCAUACUUUCAACGUCCUGUCAGAUGACUCUCCACUGGAGCAGAAUGCUUGCAGCAAAUUGCUUUGGAAGAAAAACAAGACCUUUGCCAGACACUUUACAAGUAUUUUCAUUUUUUCACCAUGUACAAAGGAAGUGAAAAGUGCAGUCAACCUAAAUGUGCACAAUGCACAUCAAAGAGGAAGAGUUUCCAUCAGCUAUUAACAAGAGAUCGACCAGCUAAUUGACUCUUUUUUUACCAAGACUGAGAGACCAUCCACCCACCCAUCCAUCUGGCUAUAAUGGAGCUACGAGGGACCCGUGGGACAAUGGGCCUGGACUCGAGGGUUCAGGGGUUGGGGUUUGGCAUGCCAGCCAUCGGGGUUCCAGCCAGCUCCAUAUUAACGGCAGUGCAGCAUCAGGAAUACUCAGCCGCCGUCUGGCUUCGCAGGAAGGACAAACUGGAACAUUCUCAGCAGAAGUGCAUUAUGAUCUUCGCCUUGGUGUGCUGCUUUGCCGUACUGAUGGCGUUGAUUUUCUCAGCGGUGGACUUUUGGGGCGAGGAUGAAGAUGGGAUCACAGAGGAGAACUGUAGCAGGAACUGCAGAGUAGUUCUUGUGGAGAACAUCCCAGAAGACAUCUCCUUCAUGGACAAUGGAACAUCCCACCUCCCUCUCUCAGUGGGGCUGUACAACUUACUGGACCGCGCCAUCCGGGUUGUAGAGAUAGUUUCCCCGCUGUGGCUCCUCAACUCCUCUGACUAUGAAUCCAGCUUCCAGCCCGCUGCUAGACAGGGCAGGGCUCUGUUGUCUAGGCUGCAAGGGCUGAAAGCUAAAGGAAUCCAGCUGAAGAUCUCCAGCGGGAUGAUCGACUCGACUGAGCUUGGGAUGCUCGCCAAACACAAUGCUGAAGUCCACUAUGUGAACAUGACAGCGCUGACCAAAGGUCAACUCCACUCCUCCUUCUGGGUGGUCGACAGAAAACAUUUCUACAUCGGCAGCGCCAGCAUGGACUGGAGAUCCCUUGCCACUAGGAAGGAGCUGGGUGUGUUGGUGUAUGACUGCAGCUGUCUGGCUCUGGACCUCCACAGAGUGUUCAGCCUCUACUGGGGGCUCCAGUAUAGAGACUUCAUCCCCUCCUUCUGGUCCAAGCGCCUUUUUGCCCUCUUCAACAGGGACACACCACUGGAGUUCACUCUCAACAGCACAAAGGCUCAGGCCUACGUCUCGAGCUCCCCAGAUGUGUUCAUCCCUAAAGAUCGCAGCAGUGAUCUUGAAGCCAUUUCCAGGAUCAUCCAGGAGGCCCGCCACUUCAUAUAUAUCUCUAUAAUCGAUUACCUGCCCCUCCUCAGCCGCAACGCUCACAGGUACUGGUCCCGUAUUGACGGUCUUAUCCGGGAGGCUCUGAUCCUGAGAAAAGUCCGGGUCCGUCUCCUGAUUAGUUGCUGGGAAAAGACUCAUCCACUUACUUUCAACUUCAUCUGGUCCCUGAGGAGUCUGUGCAUGGAGCAGGCCAACUGCUCAAUGGAAGCUAAGAUUUUCAACGGCAGAGUCCAGAGGGAUGGCAGUCUCCAGGGAAUAAACCACAACAGGUUUAUGGUGACAGACAGAUCCAUUUAUUUAGGUAACCUUGACUGGGUGGGGAAUGAGUUUAGCUUUAAUGCAGGAGCAGGACUCGUGAUCAGUCAGCCAGAGGGCAUCGAGGAGAGGAACUCCACAGUGGUGGAGCAGCUACGGGCUGCAUUCGAGAGGGACUGGUUUUCACGUUACACCCGCUCCCUGCAGGCCAAUAAGAUCCCUGUCUGCAACAAGCCCCAGAUCAAAAGGCUGGUGCCAUUCAAAACUAACCACUUAGACAAUGGACCAGUGAUUAUGAGACCAGGCCAGCACGAUAUCAAACCUGUACCAAUGAGACACAAUCACAAGGAUGAUGGACAGAAGGCAGUUAAAACCAAGUACACUGAUGACAGACUAAGCAAAGUUAGUCGCCAAGGCAAGGCCAAUGGACUGGUGCCAAUUAUAGACAGUUACCAAGAGAGGGGACGAGUCGAAAUGAGUCACCUUGAUAACAGACAGGUAGAAAUCAAAGGUAAUUACGAUGACAAUCCAAAGGAACCAUCCAGUCUGUCAGCUGAGAGCAGCGGCAGCCGAGAGCUCUUUAACAGGUCCCUGUGACCACAGAGCUUGAUGUGUUUGCUUUCACUGAAUGAUGAGAACUACUCUCUUUCAGUAGCAAUGGACUUAACAAACUGGGUCUUUGUAGCAUCUUGUUGAUGCCAUUUUGAAGAAAACAAAAACUUUUAAGAUUUAAGUAAUAACUGGUUUGAAUAAAUUACCUGGUACUUGAUCGUGUUCAUGGAAGAACUCAGGAAGGAAAGUGAACGCUCCACUGCAGCCUGGCACUUUUGAUGGAUUUUUUUUAGGAAUGAAACCAAAACAUUUUGAUUUGGAAGCAACAUCGAUUUAUACACUGUAAUAAUAACUUACAACCUUACUACUAAUGUAAGUUUUUUUUCUCUCCUUGUUGAGAUCUUGUCAAACUAACAAAAUCUUGCAAUCUUAUUGAUUGCCUUAUUAUUGUGUCACUUUAGAUGUUUGUCAUAAUUGAUCACCCUUUAAAAGGGAGAACUCACGCCUGCAUGCCUAUGCAGAGAUGGAAAGCAGAGCAGCACAUGUAGCUACACUAGCAACAUUUAUCAUUAAAGAUGCACUCCAAAGUAGCGGAAGACUUACAACAUAGCUUUACUUUACAUGUUGUGUAAAGUCAAAAUUGCAAUUUAAUUUCCACUCACAAGAACACAAUAACAAUAACAUUGCCAUUAGUCCUGCAAUAGAAACAACCACAUGACUAAUUUAGAGUGCUGACCCACAGUUCAGGAGCUGAUCAAAUCAUGUCCACAAUGUUUUAAUCUCAAUAUCUAAGAUGUAAAGUAUUCUUACAAAUGCUAUGUUGUGUUUUAUUGGACAAAAGGAGCAGUUCACUUAGAAGAAGGGGCCAGAGGGUCUCUGCUGUCAAAUCAAUACAAUGAAUUUUUAACAGAGCUUGACAGUUGCAGUUGCAGCAGUUUAACCUCAAGGACACUGUUUCCUGUAAUGGCAUGCCUGUGACUGAAUAUAUAUUAUCUUUACUGUGUGGAGCUAAAUAGAUGUGAUUGCUAGUAAAGAGCAAUUAAUUUACUUUUGACUAAAAGCUAAAUAAUAAACAUUCCUUUGCAUUUUGAAUGAUUGCAUGUCGGUUUAAGACCUUUACACACUAUUUGCUGUAAGUUUAUAAUGUAGGAUAAUUUUAACUUCCAGGCCAUAAAUCAAGAAAACACAAAAACAUUUCCAGAGAAAGGCACAUAGUGAUGUCUUCAUCACCAAUUCCCAGGGUCUCAAUGAGUGCUUUCUCUGAGUUUACUGAGCAGGAAGAAUAAUUGCACACAUUAUUUCUGCCAGAAAACUAAAUUUGUGGUGAGAAUGCAUAGAAGGUUUAGCUGUAACCAUAAAGAAUCAGGCAGUCAUGUGUACUAAAAUUAUAUAUCACUUGAUUUUUGGUGGAUACCAUUUGAUGGUAUUCUGUUUCUGUAUUUGUGCCUGCUUUUUUUUUGUAAUACAGGUCAAAUCAAGCCACAAAACAGACUUAGACCGGUCUUGCAGUGAGUCAUAACAGAUAUUGACACACAGCGCUUGACAAUUGUAUUCUGGUCAUAAUGGAUAACUCCUGCCAUCUAGAGGAUGUCUUGAGAAAGAAUAUUUCUUUUCACACUUGCAAAUUGACAUGAUAGUUGUUGUUUUUUAAAUCAGUCUUGAUGAAGAAUACAUGUUUGUUCAAAUCUACCGUUUAUGUGCCAAUUCUUAUCAAAUGUAUAAAAGGCAGCAACAUGGGACUGUUAGUGGUUUUUACUGCAAACAUUUGAAGUGAAAUGCUAUCAUAUGAUAUGGUGAUACUAUAUUUUUCGCACAGUAAUGUAUGACGUUUAUAGUAUUCAAAUAUAAAUCAAAAUAAUGUAAUAACAGUUCCAUGUUUAAUUUUAACAUGCAUCAAACAAAAAACGACUUUAUCUUAUGCUGUAUGUGCCCUAACCAGUCUCUGUUUGCGCAAGACACAAGCAUUAAGUCAUCCAAAAACUGAAUCUUUUGUGAAAUAUUAUAUAUGAAGCACACAAUCAACAAUAUGAAGAACACAAUCAUCUAUUUAAUUUGUAGAACCGUUUCUCCACACAGAGUGUAUAGAACUUUAUCUAAAUAAUAAUGUCCACAUGUUUUCAUGUGAAGCACCACUUCAGCUUACUGUAUUGCUUGUAAGCUGACAGCUGGUCAGACUCAGUACUUCAUGCUGCUAUUAUCUAUGAUUGUUACAUUGGGGGCAGGAAUGUUGCUAAUGUACGCUGUACCCAAAGCCUUGUGUUUAGUUGUUCUUUAACUAUUUUGAUAAUUCAAAACAGUGACUAUUUUCCAGUUAGUGGGGACCAGGACUACACCUUUAAUCAGCAACAGUUUACAAUCUGCUACAUGCAAAUUACAUAAUCCAAGUAAACGCAUUAGGAAUGUUUCUGUGUCACCUGUCCGUCUCUCCAUUCCUAUAGUAAUCUUGAGCAAUGUUCACUGAAUCCUCUGUGAAAAUUACUGUUUUCCUGAAGUCAGAAGGGUAGAUGGGUUUGAGGUAGCUGCAAAGUUGAACAGACGGAAGCACUGCUACUAUUUAAAUGCUCACUGUAAAAGUGUUUUAAUGUCGCCUACCUUUAUUCUAUUGAACUGUUUCGGCAUGACUGCUGCUUGCAUGCCCUGCCUUUAUGAACUGUUCACAGUAGCUAUGAACCUUUCUAGAGAUAAUGAUAACAAUGAAAGCGUAUACCUUUAAAAAAAAAUACAGAAGGAAUGUAUAUUUAUUGAUUACUCUUGUUAAUGCACACUACUGAAUUAUAUGACUGCUAUGUUUUUACUCUUAAUAAAAAAAUGAGUACUCUUA